CUGCCCCGGCCGGCCGAAUCCUGCAUGCUGAUCUUCAACACCCUCCUGGAGGCCGUCCUGUUCGCCCUUGGCCUUGAGACUGGGCGUCUCGACCGCGAUCCCCGGCUGUGGUCCGUCGACCCCGCUGGCUUCAGCAGUCUGCUCGAUGACGCCGAGCCAUUCUUCGAGGACCUCCUCCAGUCAUUCUGCAAGCACCGACCUUUGUGGGGGAUCGGCCCGGCUCUGGGCAUCCUGCUGGACGACAUUCUUGCCACGGGCUCCACCGGCGCCUAAUUAAGGAGUCUCAGUGGAGCUCCACCAGCUUAUCUUCGAGUAUCCACAUCAUGUCUAUCCCCUAUAUCAAUCUCCAAAGCCAACGACAAUCAACAUGCAUAGUGCGCCUGUCGUAUGACGGAUCUUCGCCAGAAUCCUCAUCCAGUGUCACCGAACAUAAUCGACCACAGAGAUGACGUCGCCUCUGCACAUGGGCUGGUUUGGCCUCGGAUCGAUGGGCUUGGGCAUGGCGAUGAACCUGCAAAGGCAUCUUGCGACACAGGGCGGGCCCCCGCUGCACUACAGCAACCGCAGCCUGGAGAAAGGGCAACCGCUGCAGGAGGCCGGCGCUGUGCCCGAAAAGGACUUUGCGAGUCUCGUGCGCCAGUCCGAUGUACUCUAUACCAUGAUUUCCAAUGACGAGGUUUUGCUGGACCUAGUGGACCAGGCCCUAUCGACAGACGUCUCCUUGGAGGGAAAGAUCUUCGUCGACACCUCCACGGUACACCCCGACACCUCGGCGCUGGCCGCCCAGCGGCUCGGCGAGCGGGGUGCGGCGUUUAUUGCCUCGCCCGUGUUCGGGGCCAGUCGCGUGGCCGCUGCCGGGAAGCUCAUCUUUGCAAUGGCCGGGCCUGCUGCAGCACUGCAGACGGUCCGUCCACAGGUUGAUGUCAUGGGCCGGGCCAUUAUCGAUCUGGGCGAAGAUGUGCGAAAGUCGAGCCUGCUGAAGAUCACGGGAAACAUCCUCGUCAUCAGCUUUAUGGAAGUAAUCUCCGAAGCACAAGUAUUUGCCGAAGUGACCGGCAUCGGCAGCCAACAGCUCGAGGAAUUCAUCGGCAACAUGUUCGGGCCCGUGCUCGAGAGCUACUCGCAUCGGAUCACAAGUGGUGCGUACGCGCCACCACUCGAGACACCACCCGGCUUUGCCGCCGCCCUGGCGUGCAAGGACAUGAAACAUGCUCUGUCUCUCGCCGCCGAGCAUCACACGCGCCUACCCACCGUCGAGAUAGCCUCGAGCCGGUUAAACGCCGCGCGGGAUUACGCAGGUGAGAACCUGGACAGCGCUGCCCUGUACGGGAUUGCGCGACAGGAGACGGGGCUGCCAUUCUGGACGGCCAACAGUCGACAGGGGAAUUAAGAUGGACUGUGAGACUCUGGUAUAGCC
Aspergillus ibericus CBS 121593 is the source of this 1417-nucleotide messenger RNA. RefSeq names its product NAD(P)-dependent oxidoreductase. Gene Ontology annotation, molecular function: oxidoreductase activity, acting on the CH-OH group of donors, NAD or NADP as acceptor; NADP binding; NAD binding. The coding region runs from base 446 to 1390 and encodes 314 amino acids. The record is from RefSeq and is a predicted model, not a curated record. The transcript has 4 exons. NCBI's taxonomy places the organism in Eukaryota, Fungi, Ascomycota, Eurotiomycetes, Eurotiales, Aspergillaceae.